This is a messenger RNA of Sphaeroforma arctica JP610, 175 nucleotides long. RefSeq lists its product as hypothetical. Lineage: Eukaryota; Ichthyosporea; Ichthyophonida. The record is from RefSeq and is a predicted model, not a curated record. Gene Ontology annotation, cellular component: cytoplasm. The annotation marks the transcript as partial. Gene Ontology annotation, biological process: regulation of GTPase activity; signal transduction. The transcript has a single exon.
AUGAGUUCCGAGAUCAACGCGUACAAGUACAAGCUAGACCAGGGUGUAAACGUGGACUUUGACCAGGAGGAGAACCCUCACAACGUGGCUGGUUUGAUUAAACUAUAUCUCCGCGAAUUGCCUGAGCCUCUGAUGACUUGGGAUAUGUACGACCCCUUUAUUAUGCCACAGACGG